GGGUUUGGAGGUAAGGGUGUCACUUCGUCGUAAAUAAUCAACAGCGUUGGUCUGCUAGCACCGAGAGAUGCCGUGCUGCACAUGGCAGAAACGUGAGGGAUAUGACAGUGGAUAUUGAAUCAUCACGGGUUGUAAAUCUACUGGAAAUUAAAGAAUGGUCCAAUCUGAAGCACCCGAAUGUCCUUCGCCUCCUGGAUAUGAUCUUCAACGUCGACGGGGUGGUCAUUUUCAUGACAGAACUCAUGCAGACCAACCUAUUUAUGCGUCUUCAGGACAAAGAAUUCAAGAGAGAGGCGCAAGCCCCAGAAAAAUGUCGCCAAUAUGCCCGCCAAGUUAUGUGUGGCCUUGCCUACAUGCACCAAUCAGAUCUUUGCCAUCUGGAUUUAAGAGCAGAAAAUGUUUUUAUCGCCAAAGACGGCAGGGCAGUUGUGGCAGAUUUCUCGGGGUUGUGUAGGAAAACUGAAAUGAAGAAAUUCUGUCCGCUGCCGCAUUCCCUACGACCGCCAGAGAUGCUGACCAGCAAGAAAAAAGUAGCCCCGAUGCCAGUCGAUCUUUGGGCUUGUGGCUUACUUUUAGCAAACUUAUUCCUCGGGAAAGGCUUCUACAUAUGCACCGUCAAAAACCAAAAAGCUGGCCACAUCGACGCCGUUCUUCAGUACACCGGGUUAUUCCGUUGCCAAAACUACGUGGAAAACUUCUUCACCCAAACCUACCCUAACAGCAGCGUGUCUGAAGGUCGUUUAGAAGAAAUGAUGUCUUUGAUGAACAUGUUUCUCCAAAUAGACCCUGAAUUGAGAAUUGCGACAGAAGAGGCCUUAAAACACAGUUUCUUGAGCUUCAGUCCAGAAAAAACCGGUGCAGUAAUUUUAGAAUCCAAGAACACUUCCGGGACGUUGACUAAGGCGAAUUCUUCCUUGUCUGCUGAUACGGCAGCUGAGGAUACCGAAUCUCCAAAUCUUGAUGUGAAAUUUCUUCAGCACAGCACAGGUGCCAUCAAACCAAAGACAGGCAAGUGGCAAAAAUACAAAUUCCGGUUCGGAAAACUAAGACUAAACCUUCUAGCCCCACCUGUUUCUUCUAAAACAGAGAAAGCAAAGACAGAGGAGCCGCAGAAAAUGAACAAGAGCAGUGCGAAAGUGUUUUUCAAAAAAUAAAACAUUAAAUAUUCUA
This is a messenger RNA of Argiope bruennichi, 1170 nucleotides long. RefSeq lists its product as uncharacterized. The transcript has 4 exons. The record is from RefSeq and is a predicted model, not a curated record. The coding region runs from base 102 to 1154 and encodes 350 amino acids. Gene Ontology annotation, molecular function: ATP binding; protein serine/threonine kinase activity. Gene Ontology annotation, cellular component: cytoplasm; nucleus. Lineage: Eukaryota; Metazoa; Arthropoda; Arachnida; Araneae; Araneidae. Gene Ontology annotation, biological process: protein phosphorylation; mitotic DNA damage checkpoint signaling.